Fraxinus pennsylvanica is the source of this 309-nucleotide messenger RNA. Lineage: Eukaryota; Viridiplantae; Streptophyta; Magnoliopsida; Lamiales; Oleaceae. The record is from the annotation of a GenBank genome assembly.
AUGGCGUCGCGGGCUUUGCUGUCACGGGCAAGCAGGAUCAAGACGAAGCUGGAGGCGGCGCUGCAAGCCGCCUUAUUGGAGGUGGAGGAUGUGUCGUACCAGCAUGCCGGCCACGCUUCCGUCAAAGACAGCGGCGCAACCGAGACCCAUUUCAACGUGAAAAUUGUUUCAAGCAAAUUCGAGGGCCAGACACUCGUUAAACGACACCGUAUGGUGUAUGAGCUCUUGUCGGAUGAACUCCAGUCUGGAUUACAUGCCCUGUCUAUCACUGCCAAGACUCCCAAAGAAGCCGCCGUCAAUAUUAAGUAA